AUGUCAAUAGACAAUUAUUUCCAAUUAACAUUUUAUCUCGUAUCGGAAUAUAUCAAGCAAAUCUACCCAUCAUCGGAAAGCUACAAAACAGUCGUAACGACAAAUGAAGAGAAACUAAAGCAAGUUGAAUUAUACUACAAUGAUGAAAAGUUCCUUAUAUUAAGCUUUACUGCGAUAAGUAAGGUACAAUCAUUAAUAAACUUGUUGAAUCUAGAUGGUAGAUUGGACAAUGCAUUGAUUAACUGGGAAUGGUUUUCCUUGGACGAGAUAAAAUUCCCAAUUGAAAAAGGCCAGUUGCCGAAAGAUUUAGUUGAAAAGUUUCAAAGAAAAUUUAGAAUGCUUGUUGAUGACGAAAAGGUUAGUUCUAUAUUCAACGAUACUCCUGGAGGAAAACAAAAGGAAAAAAGUCAAUUGCAACUGGAACAACAACAACAGCUGCAACAACAGAAGGAGGAGAAACAGGAGACACAGAAUUUCGGUCCAACUGUAGAAGAACACACUGAUUCCGAGAGUGCUUACACCAAGUCCCCUUCGCCAGAAGAGCCAUACAUCCCACCACCGACUAGUAAUCCGUCAAUUGUUCCAAAUGCUCAUAAGCAACCAACAUUUUCAAAUGAGCAAUUCAAGAGACCUCAAGAUAUGCCCGAUUUUGAAGACGAAUACCAGAUAAAGGAUGUAGCAUCAUCAGGUCGUCAUGGGCCAUUAGGUCAAUCAACCAAUUUGCCCCCUAUAGGUUCGGAUGAUUUGAACCCACCUGGUGUACCUAAAAACCCAACACUCCAAGGAUACUUGGACCCAUUACAACAACAGCAGCAGCAACCAAUGCAUGGUGGGAUGUAUCCAGAUUCGAGUCAUCCAAUAUUUCAUCCAGGUGGAAGCCAUGGUACAAGUGGUAGAAAGGGUGUUCCUCCUGGCGCAAGGUAUGACGAGCCUUAUUCUGAGGACAAUUUAGAUGCUUUGGGACAAGGAUUACCAGGUGCAAUGGGGUUGAGAGGUCCCAAUCCGGGAGGUCCAGGAGGUCCAGGAGGUCCAGGAGGUUUCGGACCAAUGGGUGGUUUAUAG
Molecule: messenger RNA, 1062 nt
Organism: Lodderomyces oxycetoniae
Lineage: Eukaryota; Fungi; Ascomycota; Pichiomycetes; Serinales; Debaryomycetaceae
Exons: 1
Coding region: 1-1062 (353 amino acids)
Source: RefSeq, a predicted model, not a curated record